UCUCCAACUUAAACCACCACAAUUUUAGGUCCUGUAGCAAAAUUUCUCAAACCAACUCUCUCUCUCUCUCUCUCUCUCUCUCUCUCUCUCUCUCUCAUGACAAUCUUCCAUUGCUGGCCCUGAACCUCCAGGAAAUGGGGGACCCAAAACCCACCUCCUCCUCCUUCUCCGCCACCGCGUCGUCCAAACCUCCGCCGCCGCCGCCGCCUUCCCAACAAACCUCCCUCGUCCAACCCUCCAACAAGAAAAAGCACAAACCCGUCAAGGCAUUCCACGUCUUCCGAUCCGUCUUCCGCUCCUUCCCCAUCAUCUCCCCCAUGUGCAAGUUCCCCUCCUUGCCCGGCGGCGUCCUGCCCGACACCCACCACCGGACCUCCUCCACGGCCGGAAAACGCGUCACCGGCACCCUCUUCGGGUACCGAAAGGGAAGGGUCAACCUGUCCGUCCAGGAAAACCCGCGGACGCUGCCGACGCUGGUGGUAGAGCUGGCGAUGCAGACCAACGCUCUGCAACGGGAAAUGAGCGUGGGGAUGGUCCGGAUCGCGCUCGAGUGCGAGAAGCGGCCGGAACGGGACAGGACAGAGUUGCUGCAGGAGCCCCUGUGGAACAUGUACUGCAACGGGAAGAAGUCCGGGUACGGGGUGAAGAGGGAGGCCACGGAGGAGGACUUGCAGAUAAUGGAAUUGCUGAGGGCAGUUUCGAUGGGGGCCGGGGUUUUGCCCGGGAAAUCCGACGUGGAAGGGCCGGACGGCGAGCUGGCGUACAUGAGGGCCCACUUCGAGCGCGUGGUGGGGUCCAGGGAUUCGGAGACCUUGUAUCUGUUGAGCCCUGAUGGGAAUAAUGGACCCGAAUUGAGCAUUUUCCUUGUGAGGGUUUGAUUUUAUUAUUUUCCAAUUAAGGUAAUUUGUUUUGGUUUAAUUAUUGAAUUUUUAUUAGUGUUUGUAGGUAUAUUUUAAAUUAUAUGGAUUUUAUAGGUGAGGCAUGCAAGAGAGAAAGAGAGGGAGAAUAGUGUUUCGAUAAUUGUUGUUUGUUCCUUCAAAUGCAUUCAGACUUGUUUGUCGCUGGUUUACG
Rhododendron vialii is the source of this 1071-nucleotide messenger RNA. Its product is annotated as protein MIZU-KUSSEI 1-like. The record is from RefSeq and is a predicted model, not a curated record. The transcript has a single exon. Gene Ontology annotation, biological process: hydrotropism. Lineage: Eukaryota; Viridiplantae; Streptophyta; Magnoliopsida; Ericales; Ericaceae. The coding region runs from base 135 to 878 and encodes 247 amino acids.